ACUACUGAAUCUACGAACGGUCCAGUUUGGUCCAUCAAAAACCUACAAUUUUUCAUAUAUCUAAGACAUAAUUUUUAUGAAUAAAUAAGCCGGGCCGAAGAAGCAUGUCGUUCUAAGUAUUUUUGAGUUCACCGGACAGCUUUAAACAUGACAGAAGUGGAAAGACGACCGGAGGAUGUCGGGGAGAUCUUGGUGAAGGUACAAGAAGAUCUGCAACAUCUGAAAGAACAUCUCCUGCAAAAAAGCCUGUCAGACGGUCACAGAGACGUGCUUGACAUUACAGCCUUGCAGAAUGCCAUCCAGAAAACAGAAGAAGGAAUCAAGGUCCAGUCUGAGAGGAUCAUUCAAGUUGUCAAUAACCGAGUCACAACACUGCCCUCUGUUGACGCGUCUAAGGGAAAAUCGGUCGAGCCGUCAUCAUACUCACAGGAGUCUGUAUUCGAUCUCGGUGGACUUGGAUCUGAUCUACCUUUGAGAAGAAUCAGUAACAAAGGGAUUGUAGACAGGAAGUUGAUAGCCCGCUAUACAGCAGUUGAUCCAGUGGGUGGUGGAGGACCACACGGCCCAUCACCAGGCCAACAGGCCAAGUUACAGUACAGCCUAAAAGCAAUAACCGAUCCAACGAGUACUCAGAACAGGAAAGCAGUCAGUGAGAACUAUGGAGUGUCACUUCCAGUCAUUGUAGACAGGAGACAACACAAGGUUCCAACACAGAAAGUUGUAAUGGGUUCCAACGUGGAUCACUUGGCUGUCUUACCGAGAGCAAACAGAGUGGACCCCCAGUUGAUACCACCACCCAUCACAGAGAAGGAUGCCAGAAAGGGAAUUCUGAGCCUAAUGGAGAGGGGUCUCAUACCCCCUGCUGCCGAGUUGACCCUCGACCCCAGCCCAGUCAGACAGAAGCUGGUGACCUUACAUGACCCACAGGACAAAAAAGACAUUCCUAAAGGACCCCCUGGAAGUUUUGGAGAUGGUAGCUACAACAUAGCAUCAGUCAAACUAGACCUUGACCCUUACCCUCUUGAGACCAUGGCCGUCAUGAAACCACAGAUCAUGAGACGACCAAUAUCCAGCAGUGAUGCAGAUCCGAUAUGGGCCUCACCAAGGUCUGGGGCAGCUUCAGCCAAAUCCAAUAAGUCCCUGGUACCCGUCAGGAACAUGGAGCCGCUGCCGCCUCCCACAACGCCCGCCAGUGAAUUUAAGCAUCUCCACCACCGCUUUGCCAUCCAGCACGGCAAACUACGAGAGGCGUCCAAAGACUUCUUAGCUUUCAAGCAGCAUUACUGCUUAUCUUGGGGCAAUAUCGUGACCAUGUUGAGACAUCUAGAGAGACUGCUCACUAACUACGCUGUGCCUCUGGCUUUUGUCAGCGGAGACAAAUUAGCUGAUUUAGCAGUGGAGUUUGAGCUGGACAAGCCUCCUACAACCAAGGCCCUUCUAGGUGUCGUACUAAACAUCGACGAUGUCAUGGCCCUCAUUAAUCGGCCCGGUCGGAGGUUUCUGGGACCGGACGGAGAUGAUGUCGCAGCCACAAAGAUCCAAGCGACGUUUAGACGCUACAAAGACCGGGCGUUGUACCUGGAGUACCGGAGGAAGAAGUGGGCUGCGGGGGUGAUUGCCAUCUCGUGGGUUAUGCAUGUCAAGAUGGCUAAGGUCAGGAAACAGCUCAAGGAGACGAGACGCAUUCAGCUGGACGAAUUCAGGAGGAAAUCCAAGGAGUUUGCGUCAUCCUGGGAGCGAAUUCAGAAGAAUCGCCGAGUUAUCAUCCACAUUCCAUCCCUCGGCUACUCCCACAAGAUCAGAACGACUAUCGGAGAUUUCAAUAUCCAGCAGAAUCAGCAGAUGGCAAGGUUAUGCGACUUACAGGAUCCCAACGUGGAGGUGAUCUACGUAUCGCCGGUCAACAUCAACGAUGAGACUCUCCAGUAUUACAACAAGCUGCUUGGACUCAGGCCGGCUGUAGAGAGCGGCAAUGUGGAAGAUCAGAAAGAUAUGUCGGAUCGGUUCAAGAUCAUCGUACCUGAGGCCAUCAAUAGCUUCCCUACUCACAGUAUGUGUCUUUCAACGUUACUGAAGUACAGUCCUCGAGCAUUGCAGAGAAUACGCAAUCUGAUCGCGGGGAAGGAGGCGUACAUUGUACCCGGAGUGAUGCACAAGGAUGAUCUUUCCCUAGCUGAUGAACUGAAUUUGCCAAUACUGGGAUGUGAACCAGAGGUUUCUCAUCUCUACUCCACCAAAUCAGGCUCCAAGAGAAUCUUUGUCAGUGCAAAUGUUGACGUUCCGCCGUCAGAUUAUGAUGUCUACAGUUCAGAACAGCUUCACGAGAGUCUUGCCCAACUGGUAACCGACAACCUGGACGUCAAACGCUACCUGUUUAAGCUGGACGACGAGUUUGACGGGCGGGGUAUUGCCUACUGUGACAUCACACCGCAUCUGAGAUGCCACGCCUGGGCCAAGAAAGAAGCUGCUCGAUACGGGGAGAAGUGGUCCAAGAAGUGGGCACAGGAGCCAGCUUAUAUAAAGAUCCAUGCUGAGAUAGCAGAUAUUCUUGCCACUAAUGCCACACCAGUCAACAAGAAACUGUUCCCGACAUGGGCGAAAUUCCUGGAAGCGUUUCUUAGUCAAGGGGGUGUAAUAGAAGCCUGUCCCCCCUCUGAGAGUGUAACGGCCAUCACAGUCAACAUCCUGAUCGCACCUGACAACAGAGUGACGCUAAUCUCCUCCGGGGAUCAGAUUCACGCCCAUAGUCCCUUCCACAGCUGGGGAUUAUCCGUCCCUCAAUCCUCUGUUGAUCCGGUCCCGUUGAAUCAGGCGUGCGCUAAGAUCGCUAAGAGUUGUUUACAACGAAGCGUCAUGGGAUACAUCACCGUUGAUCUGGUCACGUUUAUUGAUCCUACCACGAGAGAACAAAAGCUGUGGGCCGUGGACCUUAACCUCUGGUACGAUGACACCGUCUCCUUAACGAGUCUCAUGCUGUAUGUGACUGGAGGAGUGCUGAAUAAUAAGACGUGCGAGUUUCACGUACCGCCUCCUAAGAAGGAACGGAAGAAGAGUAUCAGAAGGAGAUAUGAAGACCUAGAGCCUGAGGAACCUCCCAAUACGAAUCGCUAUGCGGUAAUGAGCACCCGCCUCUUACAUACCAACCUUGCAGUGGUUCACUACAGUGUCUUCUUUCAGAUGUGCCGAGCGCAUGGCAUUGGCUUUGAUAUAAAGGAAAAGCAAGGCACAGCGUUUACGUUGAUAGACAGUUACAAGCGAGAAGGUAUCGGGAUGAUGACAGUGGGAGAAGAGCUUCAAGGAACUCUAGCGUCAUUCGCUCGGAAUCUCUCCGUCAUUCAUCAAGAGAUAUCGGCACCCAAUAUGCAGGGCACGUCAAACUUCAAGGCUGUGAUUGAAGAUAUCGAGGGGAUCCUUGGUACGACUAUCCAGAACAUGGAUCGACCGGAGGACGAGCUACAAGAAGUCAACUAGGUCAUCCCCUCAUCUUGAAAAGCUUCCCUAGAAUGUCCCUUCCCACCAUCCUCCCACCGACACAUUCAUCCUUCCAUAACAAUUUGUAAAUCUUCUGAUAUUUUACAUGGGUGUUUUUAACGCACCAGGCAAGUGCCUUUAAAAACUUUUACUGCACCUCGGUUCUCUCCCGUGCCAGGAGUUUUUGUGAGCCGUUCCGAUUUCCCUCUCCGGAAAAAU
Messenger RNA from Asterias rubens (European starfish), 3690 nucleotides. RefSeq names its product IQ domain-containing protein H-like. The record is from RefSeq and is a predicted model, not a curated record. Gene Ontology annotation, molecular function: protein binding. Lineage: Eukaryota; Metazoa; Echinodermata; Asteroidea; Forcipulatida; Asteriidae. The coding region runs from base 148 to 3471 and encodes 1107 amino acids. The transcript is spliced from 22 exons.